Messenger RNA from Hyla sarda, 4803 nucleotides. RefSeq names its product tachykinin receptor 1 (gene TACR1). Gene Ontology annotation, biological process: G protein-coupled receptor signaling pathway; positive regulation of flagellated sperm motility. The coding region runs from base 346 to 1566 and encodes 406 amino acids. The transcript is spliced from 5 exons. Gene Ontology annotation, cellular component: sperm midpiece; plasma membrane. Gene Ontology annotation, molecular function: substance P receptor activity. NCBI's taxonomy places the organism in Eukaryota, Metazoa, Chordata, Amphibia, Anura, Hylidae. The record is from RefSeq and is a predicted model, not a curated record.
AGAACUCUAGAAACAUGAAUAACAGAGAAGACUGUGGCAGAAGAAGGGGCACUACCACCACCACUAUUACCAGUGUUCUGUAAACUGGAAGACCCUGCAGCAUUUCCUGGCAUCACCUCCCAUACAUUACAGAGUCUUCUCCUCUCAGCAGCUGCAGCAGAUUGCACACAUUUUUGCACUGCAUUGUCCAUAUAUCCUUUGUGUAGGAAUUUCUAUGGAUACAUAAGGAAUAGUACAGCUUGCCCAUGGAACUUGUCCUCCCCUAUGUAAUGACCACCUCUAGCUGAAUGCACCAGGACUGUAAGUUUUUUGUCAUUUUUUGUCUCCUGUUGACAGACUCACACCAUGAAUAUCUCAAUACAGAAUGAUUCAGUCUUUAAUUCCACAAAUGGCACUGAAAAUGCCAUUAACCCCUUCCUCCAGCCACCCUGGCAAAUAGCCCUUUGGGCUGUGGCAUAUUCCAUCAUAGUCAUAAUCUCUGUGGUUGGGAAUAUCAUUGUCAUGUGGAUCAUCUUAGCCCACAAAAGAAUGAGGACUGUCACCAACUAUUUCUUGGUAAACUUAGCUUUUGCUGAAGCCUCUAUGUCAGCCUUCAACACUGUGGUGAACUUCACCUAUGCCAUCCAUAACCACUGGUACUAUGGACUGAUCUACUGCAAAUUCCAUAACUUCUUCCCUAUAUCCGCUGUGUUCACCAGUAUAUACUCCAUGACAGCUAUAGCUCUGGACAGGUAUAUGGCUAUUAUCCAUCCACUCAAGCCAAGACUUUCUGCUACCGCAACUAAAAUAGUCAUCUGUGUUAUCUGGGGUUUCUCCUUUUGUAUGGCCUUUCCGCUGGGCUAUUACGCAGAUGUGGACUUUAUGCAGGGCCGGGACGUGUGCUACUUGGACUGGCCAGGUUAUGAGCUGAAUCGGAAGUAUGAAAAAAUGUACCAGGUUUCUGUUUUUUGCCUCAUCUACGUGCUGCCUCUGCUGGUAAUAGGUUGUGCCUACACCUUCAUUGGUAUGACCCUUUGGGCCAGUGAGAUCCCAGGAGAUUCAUCAGACCGAUACCACGAGCAGGUGGUAGCAAAACGCAAGGUGGUGAAGAUGAUGAUCGUAGUGGUUUGCACAUUUGCGGUUUGCUGGCUGCCGUAUCAUAUCUACUUCCUGCUACAGACCCUCAGCCAUACAAAUCAGAAGUUCUACCAGCAACUUUACCUGGCCAUUAUGUGGCUUGCGAUGAGCUCCACCAUGUACAACCCCAUCAUUUAUUGUUGUCUGAAUGACAGGUUCCGUAUAGGCUUUAAGCAUGUUUUUCGAUGGUGCCCGUUCAUCCGUGCGGGUGAGUAUGAGGGUCUGGAAAUGAAAUCUACGCGCUACCUUCAAACUCAGAGCAGCAUGUACAAAAUCAGUCGUAUUGAAACCACCGUGUCAUCCGUCCUAAGUGCCAACGACGAGGAAGCAGAAGAUAAUGGGAAGAGCAACAAACGUCUGUCAUUGGACCUCACUUCCAAUGGUUCUUCUCGCAGUGUCUGUAAGACCAUGUCUGACUCAUCCAGCUUCUACUCCAAUAAUUUAUCAUAAGUUAUGUCCCACCAACACCAGGAUAACCUUAGGUGUUCAUUCCGUGGUUCGAAACUCUGCUAGGCUGCUUCACCCUUACUAUGGGGUAUUACCAUUUUCUAUCCAUCUUUGUCCUGGCUACAAGUGAAAUCGAUUUUGUUUACAAUUUCAGGGUCUUUUCUGUUCAUUUUGUUACUGAGAGAUGUUUACAUGCUGAGAAGUUUUCUGUCUACAGAUACUUUUUUUUAGUUUUUUGCAAACAUCCAAAACCGUGAAGGAAUAUUCCCAUCUCCUAAAGGGAUGGCAUAUAGCUAGGAUUACCAUUUUUGAUUGGUGGGGGUCAACCUCUGUGACCCCUGUCAACAAUGAGAAAGAAGGGGGUGCAGUAUCAGAAUUGUUUGACUCCUGUACAGCAUCCCUUGGCCAACCGGCUGUGUAGAGAAAUGUUGAACAGCCCCAUUCAAGUAAAUGGAACCCAGCUGUACACUGGACUGCCAGGUCACUAAGAGUGCCUCUGUGAAGGGAAAAACUUUAUUCUCAUGAUCAGUGAUUAUAAAGUGAUGGCAUAUCCCCCCCACUGAUUAUAAAGUGAUGGCAUAUCAUAUCUAUAUACCAACACUUUAUGAGAUGGGGAAACCCCUUUAAGGUCUAGAAGAUACUCACAGCCAAUUGUUAACUAUUUACAUUUCCAUAGACCUCUAUUACAAAAUCCCAACAAAAAAUCUAUAAAUCCUAAUAUUUGCACCUCAGGGAGUGAUCAGUGUUAUUUCAAUACAAUAUCCCCAGAUCUCAUAGCUGGGAAUACCUUAUUUAUUUUACAUUUGGUAGUUAACUUAUUAGUGCUCUCAACAAGUAUCCAAAUAUUGUAAAGCGGAAGCAAAACCUAAGAAGGGGAAAGGCAUUUAACAAAUCGGCCUCCAAAUGUAAAACUUGUGUAAACUGAAAAUGCAGGGGAUAUGUUUGACCUCCAAAGACUUAACCGGAGACCCACAAUGAUGAGAUCAUGGGGUUUCUUCUAGAAUGCUUUUAGAUUGUCUGUGACACUGUAGGUCACAUAUAAUAAAGAUCAUCUGAAGGAAGUUAAACCAUGAACCAACCAUUCCAUACGGUCAGAGACGUCCCUUUUACAAAUUUAUUUUAUGUCUCUUCAAAAAUUCAGGGCAUGAUAAAGUCAACACAGUCAACAAUUUUCAGCCAGAAUAUAGAAUUUCCUGCCCCUAUACCAAGCUUAGGUUAGAUGUACAUUGGGUUCUGAGAAUGGAAAAAUCUUUUAGGGGUGCCUUCAUGGUGACCAUCAAGUUUGAAAUCACUUUCUUAUGUACCUUUACUGUUGCUGUUUGUCAUACAGAAGCCAUAAGAAAAACUUUUUAUGACCUUUUUUUUUAGCAACACCUACAUGGCAGACAGUAGUGUUGAGCGGCAUAGGCCAUAUUCGAAUUCGCGAAUAUUCGCGAAUAUAUGGACGAAUAUUCGUCAUAUAUUCACGAAUAUUCGCAUAUUCGUCAUACUCUCGUUUUAUUUUCGCGCACGCAAAAAUUCGCGCAUGCGAAAAUUAACAUGUGUGUAAAUUCGCAUAUGCGAAAAUUAACAUAUACUAAUUUUCGCAUAUGUGAAUUUCGCAUAUGCGAAUUUUUCGUACGGCAGUCUCACACAGUAGUAUUACAGCCUUCUUUACACCACACAACCUGGAAGCAGAGAGGGGUGAUCACUGUGAUGUGUACUGUGAAGAAAAAAAAAAAAAACGAAUAUUCGUAAUUACGAAUAUAUAGCGCUAUAUUCGCGAAAUUCGUGAAUUCGCGAAUAUGCGAUAUUCGCGAAUAAUAUUCGAAUUGCGAAUAUUCGCGAGCAACACUAGCAGACAGCAUAAAACAUAAUUUUAUGCUUCACAGGUUUGGAAGUUUGAUCCAAAAUGUUCCAAAUGUCAGCUAAAGUGCAGACCAUGCCAAGCUACCUAUGUGCCAAAUUCUAUAAAUAUUUCUGUUGAAUGACUUGUUGGGAUCAUUCGUCUGUAGUGACAUUAGUGGGGUCAGCACAAGGUGUAUAUAAACAGCGCUUAGUGACUGAUGUUACACACUGUCUAAACAAGCAGUUCAGUCCAGAUAUGAAUCACUGCCUCCGCGUAAAAACACUUCAUUUUACAGAUAGGUAGAAAUCCAUUCAUCUUAAAAGUCAGUUUACAAUGAGAUGGGAAAAGCUCAAACCAUAAAAUUAAACACAAUUGAACUCUUUAUAUAAUUUAAUUUGAUUGUUUACUGUCCUGUUUAAUUUGUGGCAUAAUAUUUAUUUCAUCGGAACAGACUAUAGUGACACCUACAGUUUCUAAGAGGUACUACACUUCUUUAAAUAAAAUGUUUCCAUGUUUGUGCAUACCUUGUAAUAAUGGAGCUUAGACAGCAGCAGAAGUCAAUUGGAAAAGAACAGACUAAGAGCUCAAUAAGUUCAUCCUGAACUGACUUUAUACACCUCUGUAUAAAGGUAAGGUAGAUAAUAUAAACCUGAACAAAAAAGUAAGUUUGCUUAGUGACAAAAUAGAAUUUCAAUACAAACAAAGUGCGUAUUUAUUUAAGUUUUUACUUUAAUAAAAAGCCUUGUCCCUACAUCUAAGAGCAUAAGUGUUGUUGGCACCUAAAUAAGAGCUGUAUCAACAUACAAGGGUGGACUGACAAUAAAAGGAUUAGGUUUGUUCCCAAUGGCCAAUGUCCAAGGCAGUGCAUAGAAUUGCUUCUGAUUUUGCUCCAAAGGAUAGUAAAUUUUGGUGUUAAUUUCCACUUGUUUUCCAUGACCCAUCGGUCAAUACCUCCUUCCAUUAAAUUACUAACAAUGCAUUGCUUACCAAUCGAAAAAAGUAAGUCUUUUCUAAGACCUCCAACUAGUGGUCAAAAAUUUUGAAACACAACCAACUUCUUCCCAGUUGAUAGCAAUUAUGUUUUGUUAAAACUUACAAUCAUUUUGGUUGAAAUAGUCCACUUUUUUCAUUAGUAGUUCUAUUGAAAAAUAGUGAUAAAGGGCAUCAUGAAUUACAAAUUAAGGAUUCCUUAUUAUCCGGAGGCCCAGAUUACUUCCAGUCCUCCCCUAAUAGUAUUGUUUCCUGAUGACAGUGUCGUUUGUUACUAAAUGAUGAGGUUUUUUUUUUUAUUGAAUACAUGGGGAACCCGAAGUCCAUCUCUGCGCCUUAUAAUACUACUAUAGUAUUUUGUUUCUAAAAAAUAAAGGCAAGAGAUUCUUUAUGCAUCAAGUGAGUUGUUUUUUUUUAAUAAA